Molecule: messenger RNA, 1040 nt
Organism: Castor canadensis (American beaver)
Lineage: Eukaryota; Metazoa; Chordata; Mammalia; Rodentia; Castoridae
Gene: Awat1
Product: acyl-CoA wax alcohol acyltransferase 1
Biological process (GO): lipid metabolic process
Cellular component (GO): endoplasmic reticulum membrane
Molecular function (GO): long-chain-alcohol O-fatty-acyltransferase activity
Source: RefSeq, a predicted model, not a curated record
UUCGUUGGAACGCUGCUCUGGGAUCUUUGCCUCCCUCGAGGCGCCUGGGCAUGAUGUCUUGUCCUAAGAAGCCUGAUUACUUACAGGCUUUGAGCCUUCUUCAGUGGCCCUUGAGCUACCUUGCCAUCUUUUUGAUCUUGCAGCCAUUGCUCAUUUACCUGCUGUUUACAUCCUUGUGGCCACUCCCAGUGCUUUACUUUGCCUGGUUGUUCCUGGACUGGAAGACUCCAGAGCAAGGUGGCAGGCAUUCAGCCUGGGUAAGGAACUGGUAUGUCUGGAACCACAUCAGGGACUAUUUUCCCAUUACGAUCCUGAAGACAAAGGACCUAUCACCUGAGCACAACUAUCUCAUGGGGGUUCACCCCCACGGCCUCCUGACCUUCGGCGCCUUCUGCAACUUCUGCACUGAGGCCACAGGCUUCUCAAAGACCUUCCCAGGCAUCACUCCUCACUUGGCCACACUCUCCUGGUUCUUCAAGAUUCCCCUUGUUAGGGACUACCUCAUGGCCAAAGGUGUGUGCUCUGUGAACCAACCAGCCAUUGACUACCUGCUGAGCCACGGCACUGGCAACCUCGUUGGCAUUGUCGUGGGAGGAGUGGGAGAGGCCCUACAAAGUGUACCCAACACCACCAACCUCAUUCUCCAGAAGCGCAAGGGGUUUGUGCGCACUGCCCUGCAGCAUGGGGCUCACCUGGUCCCCACCUUCACUUUUGGAGAAACUGAGGUGUAUGACCAGGUAGUGUUCCACAAGGACAGCAGCGUGUACAAGUUCCAGAGCUUCUUCCGCUGGAUCUUUGGUUUUUAUUGUUGUGUCUUCUACGGACAAGGCUUCCACCAAGGCUCCUUCGGGCUCUUGCCAUACCACAAGCCUAUCGUCACUGUAGUUGGGGAGCCUCUACCACUGCCUCAGAUUGAAAAGCCAAGUCAGGAGACAGUGGACAAAUACCACGCCCUCUAUAUGGAUGCCCUGCACAAACUGUUUGAGCAGCAUAAGACCCAGUACGGCUGCUCAGAAACGCAGAAGCUGGUUUUCUUGUGA